Molecule: messenger RNA, 951 nt
Organism: Effrenium voratum
Lineage: Eukaryota; Dinophyceae; Suessiales; Symbiodiniaceae
Source: the annotation of a GenBank genome assembly
AUGGCAUCCCUGGCAAGCUCCCGGGCGGCGCUUUAUUGCAAAAGCGACGAGGCGCGCAUCAGCAGAAGCUGUGUGAUGCUCGGCGCGCUGCCCAAGGUCCGGCUGUCGGAGGCUUGCGAGGCCAUCCACGAGAGCCUGGAUGCAACGACGACGAGCGGGCUUAGCGGUGACGGCCUGGCUCGGUUGAUCUGGCUCCUCACGAGGCAGAGGCCAAUGACAAAGCUGUCAGAGCUUCGCGUGGAGUACUUCUAUGAACUCAACAUGAAGCUCAGCAAGAGACACGAGCGGCUGCUCACGACGUCUCAGUCUGGCAACAUGGCAGACGUGCUGAGAGCCCUGCAGGAGCAGGAAGACUGCCUCACAGAUGAGUGGGUCCUUGCGCUUGCAACGGAGUGCGGGUACAAGACGGAAUGGGAUGCAACCUGGGUUGCGGCAAAAAAGAAGGCGAAGAAGGCUGCGCCUCCCCCGCCAACAGGCACCAUGCCAGAGCUUCUGGAGCAAUCCGCGAUGACGGCCAAGGCCAAGCCCAAGGCCAUGACCAGCUUCGUUCCCCCGACGUGGCCGCGUCGAGCUGGCGAGAACAUCCUCCUCCCAGCCGCCAACAAGGCCCCGCCUGCGAAAGCCGGGUUAGGCAGCAGCCGCAGCUCGCCUGCAGUUCCGUCGCCUCCUGUGCCGCAGCUCGCACGCCCUAGGCAGCCACCAAUCAUCGCUAUGUCUCAGACUCAGCCGCCACCCCAGCCCGCGAUGACAUUGACUGUGCCAUCGACUGUGCCAUCGACCAUGCCAUCGACCACGCCAUCCACCAUGCAAUCAAAAGCGGGGCCCCGCCCCCGCCCCGGUCUGUGGCGGUCACGAUGCCCAACAGGCCUCUUGACAGGGCUCCUGCAACCGCUCUUGCCCUUGAAGAUCAGCCAAGAAUCUUGCAGGAGCAGGACCAGGACCCGGGUCUGA